CACCAGCCAACAUAUGAAAACACUCCAUCACUAAGUUCUGCCUCAGAUCCUCAAACAGCUCAGCAGCCUGAGCGGGACAGAUUCGCAGAUGUAGACCCGGAUGGCGCACGGACAGUGGUGUCUGAGGGAUUCGGACCAGGUUGCACGGGAUCGGAUUGUCAUAGCCCGCAGAGACGUCUUCAACCUGCCAAUGACACCAGGGAUUGCAAAGGGAUCGAGUGCAAACUGCCUCUUAGGAUACGACUCAAGCCUCGAACGAGACCAUGUGUGGAAGAUGGAUGCCAGUCUGGCAGUGAUGAUGAUGUUGCCGCCGCCACAAACCAUCCGACUCUCAUCCACAUGCCAGACCGAGCCGCCCAGUUUCUAGGAGACUUGCCUGACUUGCCUGACUUAGGAAAUCCCGUGUCUGACCAGGCAAGCGCCCCUCUGGGCGUUCAACUUACCUGCGACAUCAAGCCAGGGGAGAACGAGGUGCCAUCUGAAGAUGCCCUCAUCCUGCACCUGCAGCUGGCCAAGGGGCAGGAGAAGCUGGUGGAGGCGCUUCGCUCGCAGCAGACUCUGAUCAGCGACCUGCAGCAGCAGCUGGCCAACCAACAGGGGGCGCUGUUAGCCCAGCAGCGGGAGAUCCUGGACCAGCAGCGCCGCAUGUACGAGCAGAUGGACGUGGUCAAGGCCCAGUACGGCCUGCUCGCCGAGACCCUCAAGCAGGCCUCCUUCCAGGGCCUGCAGGGGGAGCUCCAGAGCUACUUCGAGAGCCACCUGGCCGGCCUCCAGAGUCAGGCCCGCAGCCACCUGCACAAGUCGUACGCCGUGCACAAGGUGGACGUGGACGCCAAGGUCAUGGACAUCCCCGGGGACACGGCACCGCAGCACCACCUGCCCACCCUCUCCCACCCCGGACGCCGCCCGCACCACCCCAUCCUGACCUGCCUGUCUCCCUGUGGCCCGGAGGAGUACUGCGCCUUCCAGAGGGACCCCCCCAGCUGUGAGAGCUGCACCAUGUGCCCACCAGGCUUCUUCCUGGUGACUCAGUGCACUCCCACAGCUGACCGGCUCUGCCAGGACAGGGAUGAAUGCCUUGAAUUACCAACUGUGUGUGGGGAGCGAGUGAAAUGUCUUAACACUCCAGGGGGCUUCCGAUGCCUGGGCGUGUCUGAGAGAGAGGCAUCUGCUGGGCUCUGCGGUCGCAACUAUUUCUACAACCAGGAGCUGCAAGAGUGCCAGGCCUGCUCGGACUGCGACGGGGCGCCCAUCGCCUUGCCCUGCACGACCACCAGCGAUGCCGUGUGUGGAGCCCUCUCCGACAACCGCCUGUCCCAGGUCUGGAGUGCAGCUUCCAGCCUACCCUCAGCCAAGUCCAAGGCUGGCCAGCAGAUCUUCCCUGGGCUCCAGCUCAGCGUCCACGGUGGGGAGGCCUCUGACCUCCUGUCCAGCCAGGACGGACGGCUCACGCUGAAGCAGCACGGGCUGCUGUGGGUGGACCUCAACCUGGCUGUGAAGCACAGCUGCAGGAACUACCUCCAGGUGGGGGUUAGGCUGAAUGGCAGUGAAGAGGAGGUCCAGGAGCUGAGCAGUGUACGGUUGGAGCAGCCUGAGAGGAAACGCUUCCAGGGUGUGAGUGUGAGUGUGGCUCUGGAGGUGGAGCCUAACUACACCGUGUCUCUCUUCCUGCGGAGCCCCAACCAGCACUGCAACCAGAGCCGUGACCUGCAGGCCUAUGACCUGAGCGGCCCCUCCCUCAGCCUGCUCUGGCUCUCCCACGACACGGGCGCCGUCGCCAUGACGGCACACAUGACCACCGCCACCGCCCACUACCAGACCAGCUACCGGCCGUCGUUCCGCGUCACCACCGUGUCGGACCCGUACAUGCUGGCGCUGACACACGACGGGCGUGGUGUGCGCUUCACCGAAGCCGGCGUGGUGAAGUUCAUCCUGCAGCAGGCCCUCUAUGCCAUGGGCCACACGUGUGUGCGCGAGGGCUUCUCGCUGGUCGCCUACGUCACACACAAUGGGAGCAGCGCAGAGGUGGCACGAGCCUUCAAGCCAGGGGUCAACUACCGCGACACGUCGGUCACGCUGUCCGCCGCUACCCAGGUGGCGGCCGGAGAUGCGCUCAGCUUCGAGCUGCUCUCGCCGGCCCAGUGCAGCGUCAGGUACUUCGGGGACAGUUCGGGCAUCAGCAUCCUCAGUGUGAUCUGGAUCCCGCCGGCUGCGUCGUGCACGCUAGCGGCCGGUGUGGCUCGGGCUGGUCUCCCAUCAGGCGCCGUACGGAACAAGGCUCUCCUCUUCCAACAGAUUGAUGUGGAACCGGAAGGUUCCCCUCCAAAGCAGGUUCGGCUGUCUGGCAUAGGUGACGCCCAUCCUGGGCGGAACUUUGUUUUUGAGGAGGAGGGUACAGUCAACGUGGCACUGACCCUAAAGCUCAUCCACUCGUGUAGCGCUGUCAAGCUGACCCUUUACAGGCAAGGCGCCGGGGGGCAGAAGGGGCAAGUGAGGGGGCAUGGGGGCGCAUCUCCGCUGGCACAGCAGGUCAGCGGGCACAUACCCGAUGGUAGCGAGUGGGCCAGUGUGUGCCUCCGUACUUCCUUCGCUGUCCAGAACGGCACGGCUGUCUACGUCACGCUGGACUGCGUACGCGGGCGCAUCAACCAGAUCAGCCAGGAGGGCGGCCCGAACGUGUCUAUCCUCUGGGUGGCGCUGUGAUUGGGAGAGAACAUGAGAGGUGUUUGCAUGGAUUGUUGUUUACCUGAAAAUAUUUACAGGUUUUUCCACAACUGUUGUAAACCUGAAACAGACAGAAAACCUUUUCCUCAGACAUUCUGAGAUGUGUUAAUGACGUAGCACAGGUGCUAUAUGGAUAAAUCUAUCUCCAUACAUGUAUGUGGUUUUUAGUAGUAGAUUAUUAACUUAUACAUUUUGUUACUUUGUUGUCAGUGUGCCACUUUUGAGUUAUAUGAUUUCAGUGGUAUGUAUUAGUACAUGUCUCUCCUGAUUCCAGGGGCAAUGGUGUUUUUAUAUAUUGACAAAAGUACUCAAAGCACUCGAGUACUUCGGCUGGUUGACCAGAGACCAAUUUUUCCUUAGAUUGAGCUUACAGUUUUCUGUGUUUGAUUUUCAUUCCUGUCAAACGUGUAUGUGUGUGUGUGUGUGUGUGUGUGUG
Clupea harengus (Atlantic herring) is the source of this 3160-nucleotide messenger RNA. It is a transcript of the gene nell3, whose product is annotated as NELL (neural EGFL like) family member 3. The record is from RefSeq and is a predicted model, not a curated record. Gene Ontology annotation, molecular function: protein binding; calcium ion binding; heparin binding. Lineage: Eukaryota; Metazoa; Chordata; Actinopteri; Clupeiformes; Clupeidae.